UCAUUUGGUUGCAGGAAGAAGCGCUUUAAGGCUGAAAUUCAAGUUCGCUAUCACGAUCAGGACACUGCAGUGAGAAGGAGCGAAAAGCUUAUUACCGGUAAUGGGCUGUAUUAAUGUGACUAAUGUUGAUAAGCAAGAUGGUCACGACGAUUUCAACGUGGAUGUAGGUGAUUUGUGCUGAGGAUUUCGAUGUCAGCGAUGAGCCAGCAAUAUCUUCAUCUGUAAGCUUAAAUACUCGUCAUUAUGAAAGAUUGCAAAGAACAGAAGAUACAUGGGCUAAGUUACGGCAAGCUGCUCUUUCGACCACUUUCUAGAAGGAAGGUUCGUUUGUGAACAGCACGUUACUGAGGUGUCACUUCUGUGACUCGGAAAGUGGCAUUUGUCGUUCCUUGGACUGUAGUGCAACAGCAAAGUUUUGUGAAUUUUGUGCUACAUCAAUGCACACCGAAGUAAAUAUUCUCCAUAGUGUGGAAAUUCUUAAGGUACGUAAGUUGGUCAGAAGGUUUCCACAACAGAGUAGAUUCGUAGCUGCCAGACUCUUAAUUACCUGCUUCACCCGGCUGCUUUAAAUCUUUGUACUUGUAAAGCUGAUGUUUAUAAGCUUAAAAUAGCCCCAGAUUUUAUUUGUCAUUUUUCAUCUUUGAACUAUGUUGCUUGUCAGUUAUUACAAUGUCUUGCCAGGUUUUGCUUUUAGAUCCUUAAAUUAUGUGCAUUAGAAGCUCAUGGUUUCCUUGGUUGUUAUUUUUUUUAGUAUUAAUGAAGCUAUAUCGUGCUUACAUUGUAAAUUACAAUCACUUUUGACCACCUUGCCAGAUCAGAGAUUAGUUUCUCUGAGAGCAAAACAAACAAACGUUAAGCUCGGCGAGAUAGGAUCGGAGAAAACUAAUAUCAUUCAUGUGUAUCACUUAAAUUAAGGAUCAUGCAGGGGAGUUUUAAAUCAAAUCACUUUGGUUUAUUAAUCUAUUUAAACACUAAAACAAAAUGAGCUGUUAGUCAAUUAAUUAAUGUUUGAAUUUUUAUUCUUGGUUUAAUACAUAAAGUGCCAUAUACUAUCAUGACUUCUUGUUAUUCUAGGAGGAGAAUAUAAUUAUAUAUUUCCCUUUGAUCUUAGCAAGAACCCUGGUGCUGAACGGACAUCAGUGCCCAUCUGUUCAUUUGCGUAAUGUUUCUACCGUAGAUUCUCGAGGUAAGGAAAAAAGUCUUUUUAUGUGUCAACCCCAUGCAUGAUCUAGUAAAGCAGAUCAGAUGUAGCUCUAAAGCUGUUUUUUGUGUUUGUUCAAUAUAUAUGUACGGGACUUUGCUUGUAAAUUUAGUUAAACAUGUAAUGGAAAAAUGUACAGUAUAACACUAAGCAGUAUACAAUUUUAUAUUAACAAAAAUGUCAGACAUGAUGUACAUCCCUAAUAUUAAUGUACAAAAAGACGGAAUAGACGUACUGAACCAUAGAAGAAAACUGUAAUUUUAUUGUGACCAACAGUCAACCAACAGGCAACCUGACAGUGGGCCAACUGUUUAUCAACUGUCGAUCAACAAUUGGUCGACAGAUCUAGAUACAAUGCAUACCAUGGGUAUGAAUUGUCAUGAAAGUAAUUAUAUAUAUAUUAGCCUGUUGUUUGGCUACUUGGUUUUUAUUGUUUUCUCUGAGUGCCUAUGGUGUAUUAAUUAUCUUUGACAUGUAUGCAAGUGUUUAUAUAUGUGCACUGAUCUGACUGCAAUUGUUGUUUAACAAUUACUCAUAUAGCAUGAACAUCAGUUAAUAUCCCUUUUGUUUUUUCUUUCUUACAGGAUUUCAAGUGGUUGUUGCUGCUCAGUUUGUAGUUGUGAACCUGAUUUUUUACGUCUACUUAGGUUCAAUUUUUGGGGGCCACACCAACAAAGCCAGAGUUGGCAUUCACAAUGGAUUUGAUGAAGUUGCUGCUCACCCUUAAUCUUGAAUGCCAAGUGGCUGUAAAAGAAUUUUGUUCUGCGAUUCAGACCCUUGUUAAUGAUAUUAUAUCCUUUCCGGUAUUAAGAUAGUUUAAAAAUUAUGAAAUUCUUUUCUCCUUUGCUUUUAAAAACUGUCAUAUUGUCCAUAUAUGCUGUGUCAGUCAGUUUACUUUACUUUCUUUUAGCUAGUUAACGAAUAAUAUUUAGCCAUAAGGUUUUUUUAUGUACUAUUUUAGAACGAGAGGAAAUUAUAUCCAGUUAUUAUUGACAGACUCGAAGUGUUCAGGUUAGUAAUAAGACUUAUUUAAUAUAAUAUUAUAGUAAUAGACUAGUUGUUUCCUUAUAUAUUAUUCAGUGAAGUGGAGGUGGCUUGUGGAUAUUUAGCGAGCUGCAUUUGAAGUGCUAGGUUAGGUGAAUAGUAUUGUUUUGCUAUGUACACACUGUGCUAAAACAAUUACAUGAUAUAUAAUUGAGCUCACGAAUGAAACAGAAUUUAAUUGCCAUCUUUGUGAACGUCCAGAUCACAGCUUCUUCAUUAUAAAUAUGGUAGCAGAAUAACUGGUGGGAAUAAGCACUGGGUGGUUUGAGUAGCCAAACAAAGAGCAAAAAGCACCAAUUAUAUCCAUUUGUUAAGUGUAUAAUGAUACUUACUGUCAGUAGUUGAUAUUUUUAUGUCACAGCUGGUCUCUCCUAUAUAAAGAUGAAGCGAAGCUCCUAGCUAAUCAUAGUGCUCUAUUUUCAAUAAUCAUCAAUGUAGUUAUGCUAAUGGUAUGUAUUAUGAUAUCAGUGGUUGACAUUACCUUAUUGUCGAUUGGUGGUUGGAUAGUUAUCGCUGUAGAUGGUCAGUGAUUCGUCAAACCUGAUCAUGGUAUUGAUGCUACAUGUGUAUGAGAGGUGUGGCUGCACUGAGAAUAACCAAUGGGAUGUGAACUUUUUAUUACAACAUCAUGUUCCUUUUGUAGACAUCUUUUAAGGGAGUUAUUACAUGUAACACUCUUUCCCAUGUGGUGACCUGUACAUUGUACUACUGCAUAGACAAUAUUUAACUCUGAUGGUUCACUAACCAUUAGGUUACUUCUCAGCAUUUUGUAUUGCAUUGUCAUUUUGAAUCAGGCUGGAACGCGUUUUAUUUGAAUUGGAGAACACAGAUGGUGUAAGUCAGCGCUGUACCACUUCUUGUGUGGAGUAUACAACGGUAUGAGAUGCUGCUUGUGACAGAAGCAAAAAGGUGGCAUUGGUCGAUCUGCAUACUAAAGUUAUUGAGCGGUGGUUCUUGUUGAGUUUGAUAUCAUUUGAUAUAUGAUAAAAAGUGUAAUCAUAACUAUAACAAAGUUCUCAAAUCUGACUGGCUAUCAACUGUCCUGAUUUCAGCCUUAAUAGGACAGUACGCACCAUCACGCGCGCUUAAAUGUUUUUUUUUUUUUUCACUGCUAGCCGAAAAAAGAUUGGAAUUUCUUGUGUUUCGAUUUAAAAAAAGAGCCUUAUAUAUCACAAGUUUUGUUAAAGUUAUGAUUAAUUUUUAACAGAACUUCCUGUGGUCCAAUUUGGUCUGUAAUCAUGCUCAUGAUUAAACAAAUCAAACUCCCGCAACUCGGUCCUCCGAUUUUGUUAAGCACUCGUAUGAUUACAGACCGAAUUGGACUCCACUCAGUCGUGUUACCAUUACUAAUUGUUGCGGUUAUGAUUCCAAGCUGCUAGAACGCAUUCUUGAGAAACAAGGACAUGGUCCGUUUUCAUGAAACGUUUGAUUUUAGUGACCCAUUAAAAGCAGUGUCUUUAUGAUUUCUUUAAACCUGCCAUCACGGCGCUAUCAACGUAGUACAGUUUUGCUUUGUCGAAAAUAUAGGCCAGGGCAUAAAAUAACUUGCUAGUCCUGAUGCUUUUGGGCUCGAGGACUAGACAAGUGUCAGGAAUUUCCCGUCUUAACAUUACGGGGUUUUGUCUUUUCACUUACUGUUUGAUUUUAUCUUUUUCUUGGUUUUUUCUUGAACUGUCUUCUGUCCUUAUCACUUAGAUGGCCAUGACCUUUCCAAACGGCUUUCCAAGCAGAUUUGUCCAGCAACAAAGAGCAUGCGAACCGCUCUAGAUAAAUUCAACAACCUAGAAUGCAGUAAUGCUUGCCCAUUCCCACGCUCCUUGGAGUUCGAUCAAGUGAAGAACCCGGAAGCAGACGUUUGGUUACGAUCGGAGUUUGUUGGUUCUGACUCGCCAGUACCCAUAACCGUUAGACGUAGAGCAAUCGAUCUGUACCAUCUGCUGGAUAGAGCUAAAGAAGAGGUGACCUUACCUCAGGAAGAGAUGAGAAACGUAGUUGAACACUUCAGCGGGCAGCACGCGACGUUUUCCAGUUCGUUAAAAGAUGCCACGAUAUCUCCUUUGUCCUUAGAGGAGUUAGGGAAAAAUAUAUUUCCGAAAAUGAAACUGGUGUCUUUGGAGGGACAGCUUUUAGAGGUGAAAAGAGUUUUCCAAGGUCACAUCGGAGAAGUCCCUCUCCCGAACUUAAUUUUUGAUCGAAACAGUAUUCCGUUACAGGACGAUGAAAACGAGGCUGACGAAGUGUCUGAGUUGUUGCUAACCCUCCCGGAAACAGAUGAGGAUGAAGUGGACAGUGAAAAGAAUGCGAGAGCGAUUAUGACGAUACCGACAGCACUUUUUUAG
This is a messenger RNA of Porites lobata, 4584 nucleotides long. NCBI's taxonomy places the organism in Eukaryota, Metazoa, Cnidaria, Anthozoa, Scleractinia, Poritidae. The record is from the annotation of a GenBank genome assembly.